This is a messenger RNA of Tauraco erythrolophus (red-crested turaco), 936 nucleotides long. The record is from RefSeq and is a predicted model, not a curated record. Lineage: Eukaryota; Metazoa; Chordata; Aves; Musophagiformes; Musophagidae.
UGCCUCUACGCUCUGAAGGUGGGCUGGAAGGUGUGCUGGGCAAAGGCAGAGGAAGAGGAGGAGCAGAGGCGCAUGGCCUUCCUCUCCCAUGACAUCAGCAUGCUGCGCCUCUUCGAGACUUUCCUGGAGAACACCCCGCAGCUCACCCUGCUCCUCUAUGUUAUCGUGCGGACAAACAAGUUAGAGUUCUUCCAGGGACUGGGGCUCUGCACUGCGUUCUUGUGUGUGACCUGGUCUCUGCUGGACUACCACCAGUCCCUGCGCUCCUUCUUGCAAGACAAGUACGAGCUGAGCCUGGCCUCCUCCAUCAUCUACUUCCUGUGGAACCUUUUCCUCAUCUGCCCCCGCAUCCUUGCGGUCGCUGUCUUCGCCCUGCUCUGGCCCUACGGCGUGGCGGUCCACUUCCCGCUCGUGUGGCUGGCAAUGUUCCUCUGGGUCAGCCUGCAGGGCACGGACUUCAUGGAGUCACCUGGCCCUGAGCAGCUCUACCGGGCCAUGGUGGCUGUGAUCCUCUACUUCAGCUGGUUCAACGUGGCACAGGGCAGGACGCUGUACCGCAGCAUCAUCUAUCACGGCUUCAUCCUGGUGGACAGCACGCUGCUAUCCCUGGCCUGGCUCUGGUGCCGGUCCCCCUCUGACGGGCCCUCGUACCUCGUCCCGCUGCUCUCGGCCGCCCUGCCCUGCUACCUGCUGGGGCUGGUGCUGAGGGUCACCUACUACGAGUGGCUGCACCCAAACGUGCGGGCGCAGCAAGGGGGCAGCUACGAUGAGGUGGAUGCCAACGGGAGGACUGACGGGCCGGAGCUCCGCUCGUUCUCGGUGCCAGACCCCGUGAACAGGCGGAUGCAGUGCCUGGCCCAGGCUCAGUUCCCCAUCUCCCGGCCGGCGGGGCAGCGCUCCCUGAAUGGGGCUGCUGCUGUUGAGUCUGCUGUCUGA